Tetrapisispora phaffii CBS 4417 is the source of this 609-nucleotide messenger RNA. RefSeq names its product spindle checkpoint protein MAD2 (gene MAD2). Bases 1 to 609 code for a protein of 202 amino acids. Gene Ontology annotation, biological process: mitotic spindle assembly checkpoint signaling. The transcript has a single exon. Gene Ontology annotation, cellular component: kinetochore; cytoplasm; nucleoplasm. The record is from RefSeq and is a predicted model, not a curated record. Lineage: Eukaryota; Fungi; Ascomycota; Saccharomycetes; Saccharomycetales; Saccharomycetaceae.
AUGUCAAAGGGUAUUGAUUUAAAAGGUUCAACGAGAACCAUAUCUGAAUUCUUUGAGUAUAGCAUCAACUCUAUUUUGUACCAAAGAGGAAUCUAUCCUGCAGAAGAUUUUACAACAGUCAAGAAAUAUGAUUUAACACUAAUGAGGACUCAUGAUGAUGAAUUAAAACAAUAUAUUAGAAAGAUUCUAUCACAGGUUCAUAAAUGGUUAUUAAGUGGUAAAUGCAAUAAACUAGUGCUAUGUGUAGUGGAUAGAGAUGAAGGGGAUACUGUUGAAAGAUGGGCCUUUAACGUCACUCAUAUAAGCAAAGAGCCACAAGAAAGUAUAACGGAAGAAGUUACUCCAAUAUCGCAAGAAGAAACGCAAAAGCAAAUUAGAGCUCUCAUAAGGCAAAUUACAGCAAGUGUGACAUUUUUACCAGAGUUAGAAAAUGAAGGCAACUAUACAUUCAAUGUAUUAGCUUAUACAGAUGCAGAUGCAAUUGUACCUUUAGAAUGGUCGGAUUCUAGCAGUAAAGAGAUAGAAGAUGGCGAAAUGGUGGAAUUUCGAAGUUUUAACACAGAGAUGCAUAAAAUUGGUGCUCAAGUGAGUUAUAAGUACCAACAAUAA